Molecule: messenger RNA, 3872 nt
Organism: Durotheca rogersii
Lineage: Eukaryota; Fungi; Ascomycota; Sordariomycetes; Xylariales; Xylariaceae
Product: bromodomain and PHD finger-containing protein
Exons: 3
Coding region: 278-3835 (1185 amino acids)
Biological process (GO): regulation of transcription by RNA polymerase II
Source: RefSeq, a predicted model, not a curated record
GUCUACCUUUUCGCCAUUUCUCGACGACGUCUCCUCCACAACCACCUCUCUGUUCGCUGCUUCUGCCCACCAAACACGUCGCCGAAUCUUCCCCCAUUGCCCUGCUCGUCCCUCGAGAAGUCCCCUGCGUGCUGCUUCUCAAAUGCCUGUUUGCCGGCCUCUCCCGCAUGAUAACCCCCCUCGCCUCCUCCUUGCGACGCGCUGAUUAGAUUUCCGCCUUGUCCCCCCCUUGUCAUCGUCAGAUCUACCUCCCCGCCGUCUAGAUCUCCGAGCAACGAUGGCACCGAGUCCGAGAACGCCCAGGCAAACCGCGCUUUCGCGCCCCCGCGGCCGACCGAAGGGGUCCUACAGCACCGUGCGACGCGCUCGAGACGGCAACAUUGUCGCCGCCACCGAGCCUCCCCUGAAGCGCCGACGACAUGCCUCUAGUGGUCCAGCCAGCGCUAGUCGGUUUUCCGAUAGGAAUGGCAACGACCAGGACGAGCCGGUGGCUGCGACUACCGGUCGCUCGAGAGCGAGACACAGUUUGCAAAACGGUGCGGCUUCCCCCGUCCUAUAUCCCAGACGCGAACGUAGCACCCGCACUCGCACUGCCGCCCGAGUCGAGGCGGAUGACGAGAUGCAGAUCAGCUCUGCCGCGGCUGUGGCUGCCGCCGUCGUGCAGAGCGAAGGAUACAAACCUAGAGAAGAGCGUGGUUGGGAGGAAUUCCACCCCAAUCUCGACAUAGAUGCUACAUUUAUGCUGUUCCACGCCGAAGACGUCGACGGAACUGCGAAGCCAGUGCCGGAGACGCCUAUAGCCAAGCCCACUGCCGUGGAUAACUUGGAUGCCGCCAGUCCGUCCAAAGACGCAGGUGUGGCGUCCACACCCCUCAAUGCACCAAACACCGCGCCCAACAGCGCCACACCCUUCGGUGCGCUUACUGUCACCCCCUCUAGGAGGCGUGGUGGCCGGCUCCCGCGCGAUUCGCUGUACGCUACGCGCGGAGAGCACGCAGCGCCCAACACCCCAACCCCGUUGCCCAUCCACGGCCAGAAUACCAAGGAGAAGCUCGACCUGAAACAGCCUUCCUAUCGCAAAACCGACCGCAUACUGCUCUUCGAGAGCAAGAAGUUCGGCCAAGCCCGAUACGUCGAUAAGGCGAUGAUGAAUGUCGGCUACCAGGAGAGCGACAACUUCAUCCGCCCGGAUCGAAAAUUGAUCAAGGCAAGCGAUGCCAACAUGGAGGACGAAGCCGACCAGGCUGCUGCUCUCAAGGCCGACGGAGAGGCGGUGCCCCAGCCAACCAACUCUCUAGGCCGUGUCGAAUACGACAUGGACGAGCAGGACGACAUGUGGCUGGAGGCGUACAAUGCGCACAGGAAGUCGCAGGGUUGGAACCCGGUCACUCGCGAAGUGUUCGAGAUCACCAUCACCAAGAUCGAGAAGGAGUGGCACGUGCUCGAGAAAAGAAUUCCGAAGCCCAACCCGAAACCGCCGCAGACCCAUCGGCCGCGCUCUAGUUCCGCAGCGGCCGUUAAUGGCGAGCCGCAGGCAGGCGAAGAGCAGGACAGCAAAUGCGCAAUCUGCGACGAUGGGGACUGCGAGAACACGAACGCGAUCGUUUUUUGUGACGGGUGCGAUCUCGCGGUCCACCAAGAGUGCUAUGGUGUUCCAUUUAUUCCGGAAGGCCAAUGGCUGUGUCGAAAGUGCCAGCUCAUUGGCCGUGGCAUCCCGACGUGCAUCUUCUGCCCCAACUCCGACGGUGCUUUCAAGCAGACCAAUUCCUCCAAGUGGGCGCAUCUGCUCUGCGCCAUGUGGAUUCCGGAGGUGACGCUCGGCAACCAUACUUUUAUGGAACCAGUUAUGGAUGUGGAUAAGGUCCCCAAAAGUCGCUGGAAGCUUGGCUGUUACAUCUGCAAUCAGCAGAUGGGUGCUUGCAUACAGUGCGGUAACAAGGCGUGCUAUCAGGCAUUUCACGUUACCUGCGCUCGCCGCGCCCGUCUUUUUCUCAAGAUGAAGAACAACUCGGGUGCUUUGGACGUGCUCGACGGCAGCACCAAUCUCAAGGCGCUCUGCGAUAAGCACUGCCCUCCGGAAUACGCCAAGGAGAACGAUGUGGUCCGCGCUACAAAGCGAGCCAAGAAGUUCUACAAGAAGACGAUGGGAGACCGUAUCUGGGCCAGCAACCAAGCCAAGGCCAUGUCCCUCGCCGCGUCUCAUCGCAACGCGAUAACCGAACAUCCCCCGGACGAAUCGCAAAUGACUGGCGCUAAGUUGUCGGCUGUCCUUGGCGACAAGAAAGGACAGGCCGGCAAGCCGAUCUGGAAGUUACCGUCGGGAGCUCCCGUAAUACCCCAAGCCGUUUUCGAAAUUGUCGAAGCGUCGCUGCAACGCUUCAAUUUCCUCAAGCGUAAGGAGUUCGUCAGUGACGCGUGUCGGUACUGGACCUUGAAGCGCGAGAUGCGCCGCGGCGCCGCCCUCCUCAAGCGCUUGCAAUUGCAGAUGGAGACGUUCUCCUCGAUGGAGCUCACGAGACGCAACUUUGCGGCCAUGGGCCCCGUCGGCAAGGCUCGCCUAUCCAGAAGAAUCGAAUUCGCCGAGACCCUCAUCAGAGAUCUAGAGCAGCUCAAGAUGAUGUCGGAGGCGGUCGUCCAACGCGAGCAGAGCAAGCUUGAGGCAGCGGAGAUGGAGCAAGAAUUCGUGGACACGUGCUAUUUCCCUAUCCACAAGAUGCUUCCUCCCGUCAUAGAGAAAGCGAUAGCGCUGGACAAAAAUCUCUUCUACAGAGGUCUCGUGAAGUUGUCAAAUAGACUCGACGAGCGCUUCUACACCACGACGCUAGCCUUCUCUAGCGAUCUUUGCGAGGUUAUCAGCUCCGGCAUCAACUCCGAACCUAAAUCGCAGGUCGAUUCCCUGCAGAGGGCUGGUUCCGCUGUUCCCGUGCUGCCUAAAUCCGACUUCUCCGAUUAUCGAGACCGUAAGAAGCUUGGAAAAAGGAUACUUAAGUCGAUCCAGCCGCAGUUGGAGACGGCGCUGCGCCUCGAGUGCGAGGCUUCCCACCGGCCAUUUGAGAGCUUGAAACAAGAGCUAGAAUCCAUGAUGGAGGCGAGCCUCGAACUGCGCCACCAGGAUAUUAACCAUGGUAAUGUGGAGUCCGAGAAGAGCCAGGACGUCAUCAUGGUUGACUCAGUGGCUGCGGAGAUCACCGUGGGUGGUCAAGUCGACGGCUCUACUGCUACGGCAGAAACACCCGGCGACGUUGCCAUGGCUGACGCCGACGGAGAGGAUGAUGACGUCGGGGAUGAAGGCAAUAUCGAAGUGAAAACCUCUACCUUCGAGGUCGGCGGCGUAAUAGAGGCUGCUCAGCCAUCCCACGACGCCAUCGCUAACCGGCCACCCCAAAUUCCGGAGGGCAAGUCGGACGCGGCAUCGGUCGACGGCAUGCAGCCGGUGGACACGCCGCCGGCGACGAACGGCUACGUGGGCGCGGUGCCGUCGAUACAGCCGGCGCCGCCGACGCCCCCCCGCUCGAACGGCAGCCUGGAGCACCUGCCGGCCGACUCGCUCGUGGACGGGGGCGUGGUGUGGUACCUGCAGGACUUCGAGCCCGAGGGCACGUCGGCGGUGCAGGAGCAGUGGCGGGGGAGGGACGCGGUGCGCAGCCUCAGCGAGGAGCUGACGGAGAUCGACGAGGACGAGCUCAACGGGCUCGGCGUCGAGCUCAACGAGGACAGCAUCACGGCCUCGCCGGCCAACAACGCCGGCGCCGCGGCGGACGCGCCCGGGGCAGGCCCCGCCAAGAAGACCAGCGCCAGGUCCAAGAAGCGCAAGGCGCCUUACCGGAGACGAUAAGGGUCGGAUCCACUAAUCAUGCGGAGGGGAGCGGAGC